Vollenhovia emeryi is the source of this 1860-nucleotide messenger RNA. RefSeq lists its product as uncharacterized. The transcript has a single exon. Gene Ontology annotation, biological process: DNA integration. The annotation marks the transcript as partial. Gene Ontology annotation, molecular function: nucleic acid binding. The record is from RefSeq and is a predicted model, not a curated record. Lineage: Eukaryota; Metazoa; Arthropoda; Insecta; Hymenoptera; Formicidae.
CGAGUUAUUCAUUCAUUGAGCACCAAAUUCGAUAGUUUGCAUUUCUGGUGCGAUUCCACUAUAGUUUUGUCCUGGAUCGCAGGAAGUCCCAAGCAAUGGUCAACUUUUAUCGCCAACCGCACUGCAGAGAUACAAAGGUUAACGGAGGGAGGAGAAUGGCAUCAUAUUCGUUCCGAACUUAAUCCUGCAGACGUAAUCUCCCGAGGAGUAGACCCCGACGAAAUUCAAAACUCCAUGCUUUGGUGGACUGGUCCCAAGUUCUUGCAAGAAGAGUACGAAGUGGUAUCAAAAAAUGCUCCACGUCUGCUCCGACCCGAAGAAUUACCCGAGGUGAAGCGCACCACCAUCGUUCUAUCGGUCUCGACAGAAGAAAAAUUAAACAUCAUCGACAAAUUCUCUUCAUUGAACCGACUCAAACGGGUAUUCGCCUAUUGUCUUCGCUUUUCACACAAUGCAAGAAAGGGAAGGAAGGAUCGCGAGGCUAGAAUACAAGGACCAUUGCGAGUGGAAGAACUCCAAUAUAGCAUGCAAGUCAUUCUCAGAUUAACACAAGGAGAAGCCUUUGCCGAGGAAAUCAAACUGCUCUCCCAAGGAAGAGAAAUAUCACGCAAAAGUAAGAUACUCUCUCUUCGUCCAUUUUUGGACACCAACGCUCUUCUACGCGUAGGAGGAAGACUACAAGAAGCUCCUCUGGAUUAUGAUCAAAGGCACCCUAUAAUCCUGCCGAAGGAUCGUCAUCUCACGAAACUAAUCGUUAAGGAAGAUCAUCUAAAAAAUUUGCAUGCAGGAACACAAACUCUAUUAGCAAUAAUACGUACACGGUAUUGGCCCAUAUCGGGAAAGGGCACUAUAAAGAGAAUUCUCCAUAAAUGUCUCACUUGCUAUUGUUUCAGUGCAUUACCACUCAAGCAAUUAAUGGGAAGCCUACCUGCUUCACGAAUCACACCCUUGCCUCCUUUCGCCAAAACCGGAGUUGACUACGCGGGUCCAUUUACUAUUAGAAUAAGUCGCAAUAAAACAGAUAAGGCAUACUUAUGCAUCUUCGUAUGCUUCGUGACUAAAGCCGUACAUUUAGAGAUCGUUUCUGAUCUCAGCACAGUAGCCUUCUUAAAUGCGCUGAAAAGGUUUAUAGGUAGGCGCGGCAAACCAAUUAGCAUCCACUCCGACAAUGGAACGAAUUUUGUGGGAGCCAAUAACUCACUGAAGGAGAUGUACAGCCUGGUCAAAUCCAGUAAUGUAGAGAUUUACGAUUAUUUGUCAGAGCACGCAAUUAAAUGGAAUUUCAUUCCCCCACAAUCGCCCCACAUGGGUGGCUUAUGGGAGUCGGCAGUUAAAUCUUGCAAGGAUCAUCUGACAAAGGUUAUUGGUUCAACUUCUUUGACUUUUGAGGAACUAACCACUGUUGUUGUCCAAGUGGAGGCAAUAUUAAACUCAAGGCCGCUGACGCCCAUGUCAACAGACCCUGCUGAUUUUAACGCAUUGACUCCCGGCCAUUUUAUAAUCGGGCGUCCGCUCGUUUCCAUACUAGAGCCUGAUCUUGCCGACGUCAAGGUUAAUCGUCUUAAACGAUAUCAGGUCUUAGAGCAAAUAAGGCAAAGUUUUUGGAGGCGAUGGUCAGUCGAGUAUUUGACGCAACUCCAACAGAGAGUCAAAUGGAAGGAGGUUGAAAACACGAUAAAGAAAGAUACCAUGGUUAUCUUACGAGACCCUAAUGUCCCGCCAAUGCGCUGGCGGCUUGCCAGAGUAAUUAACGUCCAUCCAGGUAAAGAUGGCCUAGUUAGGGUUGUGGACGUCAAAACAAGUGCGGGUGUAUUUCAGAGAUCUUUGUCUAAAAUUUGCGUUUUACCAAUAGAAGUUUGA